UGAAAUGUCUGUGUGGUCAAUCUUUUUCAGUUUGCCAAUUGUGCAAAUGUGCUCGAGUCAUUGUUAGGCAUGACACCAUGAAUAGUCUAUAUAUAACAAUGAAGACAAUGCUUUUAUAUCAUAAUUUGAAUUUAGUAAAAGCAUUAAACCCAACCAUCUGAAUACCUUUGGAAAAUGUUUGCAUAUUAUACAGUUUAUAAUUUCAAGUCUAUUCAUUGAGCCAUUAAUUAUUCACUUAUUUGGCCUGAGAACAAACAAAGGAGAUUUAGCUGACCUCUCAUUUGCACUCAUUGCACUGAGAAUCUCAGUUUGUCUACGGACCGGAUACUGAUACGGAUUAUUAAUGAUAAGAUUUUUCAAGAUUGCAAAUGACAAUUUUACAACUAGGAAGAAAGAUGUGUAGGCCAUCGCGCCGCCAACACUGAAGAGUCUUUGGGGGGAAGAAAGCACUUCAUCCAAGUCAUUUCUUUCAGUAAUGGAAUAUCAGUUUCAUCAGUUUGGAGAGUCUGAUAACGGCCCUGUCCAUGGGGAGCACAAGAUAACCGCAAAACCAGUCUCCCAGUUGAACAAGGAAAUCACCGAGGUCAAAGUUCACCUUGAGAGGAUCAGCCAUGGAGGGAAAACGUCAGCGUCCAGUGCUGCUGAAGGUGAAAAAACUGUGGAGGAAGUCUUCUUACAGAAACUUGCCCCAGUUAGAGGAACAUGUGGGAACGGAUGGUCGUCCUUCCAGAGGAGCUGCUACCUGCUGUCCACCUCGCCUGUGACCUGGAGCAAAGCAGAGGAGCAGUGCCGAGCCCACGGGGGACACCUGCUGGUUGUGAACAAUGUGGAGGAGCUGGACUUCAUUUCAAAAAUUGUCGAGCUCAGAUACAGCUACUGGAUUGGACUCGUGGAGCGGGAACACGAGGGACACUGGAGCUGGGUGGACGGGACCGACUUCCAUUCAACCCCAACUUUCUGGGACAAGGGUCAGCCUGACAACUGGGACUACAGAGAGAACGGCGAGGACUGCGGGCAACUUCAUGCCUCCGAGAGACGCAAGCGCAAGAUGUGGAAUGAUGCUGACUGUAGCCUGUGGUACCAGUACAUCUGUGAGGCAGUGGUGCCCCUGUGAGCUGCAGUGGACGCGCCCACAUGGCAGGGCCUGAUAACGUUGUUGGAUGGGGGAAAAAAAUUGUGUUUAUGAAAUUGUGUUGAAAAAAACCCAAAAACUGAUAAGGUUGCUAUAUCACUGGAUAAAUAAAAGCGAUAACUUUGA
This is a messenger RNA of Scophthalmus maximus (turbot), 1258 nucleotides long. RefSeq names its product C-type lectin domain family 4 member E. Gene Ontology annotation, molecular function: signaling receptor activity. The transcript has 6 exons. NCBI's taxonomy places the organism in Eukaryota, Metazoa, Chordata, Actinopteri, Pleuronectiformes, Scophthalmidae. The coding region runs from base 476 to 1114 and encodes 212 amino acids. The record is from RefSeq and is a predicted model, not a curated record.